AAGUGCUCAAUGAUCCUCUCAAUUGAAGUAAUCUCUCCUCUCUUUGAACUGCACAUCUUACUAUCCAAGUCAAGAUAUUUACCACAAGCGGAGCAAUUGAUCUGCCCGACUCCGAUUUGAUAUAAAGCGACCUAUCCCCAAGCAUUGACUCUCAUACCACCACGUCACUCCAACAUCUUCAAUCCCCAAACCAAACACCACAUCCCCAACCGCAACCAUGUCUUCCUCCAGAGAUAUCAUCGUCUACCACUACUCCUACUCCCCCUACGCCCGCCGCGUAGUCUGGUACCUCCACCUCCGCAACAUCCCCUUCUCCGAAUGCGUCCAGCCACCCAUCAUGCCUCGCCCCGACGUCGCCGCCCUCGGCGUCUCCUACCGCCGCAUCCCCAUCGUCGCCAUCGGCCGAGACAUCUACCACGACACGCGCCUCAUCCUCUCCAAGCUCGACGAGCUAUUCCCCGCUUCCUCAGCACACCCAGCUCUCUCCCCUACCACCCCCGAGCACCGCGCCCUUGCGGCACUGUUCUCCACGUCCACCACGGACGGCGGUCUCUUCGGCCGCGCAGCACUGCUAAUUCCUACUUCCCUGCCACUCUUCAAGGAUCCGAAAUUCACCGCUGAUCGCGCCUCCAUGAGCGGUCGCCCCUGGUCCGCCGCCUUCAUCGAGCGCGCGCGUCCAGACUCCCUAGUCGAAGUCCGCGCCGCCAUCGCAUUUUUGGAGAACGGACUCCUCGCCGACGGACGCAAGUGGCUCCUCAACACCCCCCAGGUGUCGAGCGUUGAUCUCGAGGCCAUCUGGCCGCUGCACUGGGUAUUCGGGAUGCCCGGCGCUAUUCCCGCUGAGGUGGCGAGCAAGGAGACGUUUCCUAAGGUGUUUGCGUGGGUGGAGCGUUUCAAUGCCGCGGCAGGAGCUGCGCGGAAGGCGAAUGGGAAGGCGAAGGCACUUAAGGGUUUUGAGGCCGCGGAGAAGAUUUGGGGGAGUGAGUGGGCGGAGGGGUUGAAGGGGGUGGAUGAGCGGGAUCCGUUGGGGUUGAAGCCGGGGCAGGAGGUGCUUGUGCAUCCUACGGAUUCGGGGGUUACGCAUAAGGAUCGCGGGACGUUGGUGGGACUGGAUGGCGAGGAGAUUGUGAUUGAGGUUAAGACGCAGAAGGGGACGGUGAGGGUGCAUGCGCCGAGACAUGGGUUUAGGGUGCUGGCGGCGCAGGAGGAGACUAAGUUGUAGACUGUGUGGGUUGGAUGUUUAUAGUCUGGUGUAGCAAUUACAGUAGCUCGCCUUAACAAGUAAAGGAUUGAGUUCG
Molecule: messenger RNA, 1298 nt
Organism: Pseudogymnoascus verrucosus
Lineage: Eukaryota; Fungi; Ascomycota; Leotiomycetes; Thelebolales; Thelebolaceae
Exons: 1
Coding region: 218-1222 (334 amino acids)
Source: RefSeq, a predicted model, not a curated record